GUUCCAGGCGAGAAGAGUACGCUGAAAGUGGUUUCAUCAAAGCACAAGCUUUACUACUCUGAUCUUGACCUUGAAGAACUUCGAUUAGCCGAUGGGAAUGGAGACGUGGAGCACUUCCAGCGUGGUCCCAAUGGCGUAGAUGUUCUUCUUUGUCCUCUCUGA
Rodentolepis nana is the source of this 162-nucleotide messenger RNA. Lineage: Eukaryota; Metazoa; Platyhelminthes; Cestoda; Cyclophyllidea; Hymenolepididae. The record is from the annotation of a GenBank genome assembly.